This is a messenger RNA of Mollisia scopiformis, 742 nucleotides long. RefSeq lists its product as uncharacterized. Lineage: Eukaryota; Fungi; Ascomycota; Leotiomycetes; Helotiales; Mollisiaceae. The record is from RefSeq and is a predicted model, not a curated record. The transcript has a single exon. The coding region runs from base 90 to 560 and encodes 156 amino acids.
CUGGGCAGGGUGUUUAUCCCGGCUGAUCACAUGUGUAUCAGACACACAAGUGGACGGUUACUGGACUAAAAGAUACCUGAAGCAUACCCAUGGGGCUAGAAUAUUGUACCAAAACGGGUAGACAACUCCAAUUGAUCAGUGGCAAUCACCACUCUCUAACAUAUUCUCGAGCCAAAGCAGACCACGUCUUCAGUUCAUUGGGAAAGCGUGCCUUGAAGGAUAGAGACCAAGGCUUGCAACACGCUGCUUCCAAGACCGGGCAGAGAACGAACGUGGGUUCACGUGGCCAGCAUCACGUGAAGCACUAUACUGUAUUUCUCCACAAUUCCCACUCAAACCCAACCCAUGGACUUGGAUUUAGAUCCAACCGCCAAUUUGCUCUCAUACAAAACAAUCUGGAGAUACCCAAGCAGAGAUUGGUCACCAACGCAUUGUCGUCCACAGCGCAUCAUGUGGCGGUUUGGUGCCGAUGCCGAACUCCGAAAACUUUUCAAACAUUCUAUCUUCCUUCUUCAACAUCAACCCAGCCCGAAUGGGGUCGCAGCAAGUGCUCACCAUGACCAUCAAAUCAUUCCAGACAGACGGCUCUACUCCAUGCGCGCGUAGAUGAUUGAUGGAGAAACAUUUCGCCCCAAGGAGACGUUACAGUGCAUCAUCUCCACGGCUCCGUCCGAACAUUCAAGCUCCGCUCCUUUGCCUUUGUUCUUUCGCUUUGACCACGAUUCAUUCUUAAAAUCACCUG